Messenger RNA from Aphidius gifuensis, 2814 nucleotides. RefSeq names its product SHC-transforming protein 1 (gene Shc). Gene Ontology annotation, cellular component: plasma membrane. Gene Ontology annotation, biological process: cell surface receptor protein tyrosine kinase signaling pathway; intracellular signal transduction. The transcript has 7 exons. NCBI's taxonomy places the organism in Eukaryota, Metazoa, Arthropoda, Insecta, Hymenoptera, Braconidae. Gene Ontology annotation, molecular function: receptor tyrosine kinase binding. The record is from RefSeq and is a predicted model, not a curated record. The coding region runs from base 299 to 1753 and encodes 484 amino acids.
UCAUUGCAGUUGUCAUUACAUUUAUUUUAUUUUUUAUAUAUUUUUUUUUAAUUUCCGCCCUUGCGCAGAAAACUCAAAAAACUAUUGAAUUAAUCAGCUGUCAAAAAUUACAGUCGUGGUGCCAACAACACUUGUCAUAUUUAUUUACUCCAAAAAAUCAAAUAUAUAAUUAUAUUUUAAUAUCUAUAAUAACAUUUUAUUGAUACAAUUUAAUCUUCAUUUAAAAUUGAUAAAUAUAUUUUAUACUCUUUUUGUAUUUAAAUUGUUAUUGUUGUAAAUAAAAAAGUGAAAUGCAGUGAUGGCAGGAGGAAGUGGAAGUUUUAUAAGUAAACCAGCAAGAGGAUGGCUUCAUCCAGACAAUCUUGUCAGCAAAGAAGGCAUAACUUAUGCUGUUCGAUACAUUGGUUGCCUUGAAAUUUAUACAUCAAUGAAAAGUUUAGAUUUUGAAACAAGAUCAUCUGUUGCCAAAGAAUGUAUUAAUCGAGUUUGUGAAGCAGCAGGUUUAAAAUCAGCUGAUAAAAAAAGAAGAGUUGACAGAAAAGUAUUGCGAGCAAUUGCUGAAAAACCAUGUAUGGAUAAUGCUGGUUCAAAUAUAAAUUUAACAAUAAGCAGUACAAGUUUAGCAUUAACUGGUCUUGAAACUGGUAAUAUUAUAGCUAAACAUGAAAUGCCAAGAAUAUCAUUUGCAUCUGGUGGUGAUACUGAAAUACUUGAUUUUGUUGCUUAUGUUGCAAAAGAUUUACAAGAAUGGCGUGCAUGUUAUGUAUUAGAAUGUGGUGGUGGUUUAGCACAAGAUGUUAUAUCAACAAUUGGUCAAGCAUUUGAAUUAAGAUUUAAAGAAUUUUUAACAAAACCAUCAUCAAUUCAUCCAAUGACGUUAAAUGGAAUACGUGAACCAGAUCGUGAUUAUUACAAUGAUUUACCUGGUAAAGUACCACCAGAUAUUGGUCCACCGCCAGUACCACCAUUACCAAUAACAUCAGCAACAUUACCAAAUUUAAAACAUCAUCAUCAUCAUCACCAUCAUCAACAUCAUCAUUCUGGUCAAAAUCAUGGACAAGCAUUAUUGUCAUCAUCAUCAUCAUCAUCGUCAGCAACAUCAUCAUCAUUAACAACAGCAGCAGCAUCAGCAGCAACAACAACAACAAAUACAGGACAUUGUAGUGGAUAUGAUGGUUUUACAAAUGGUAAAAUAAAACAAUCAUGUCAACAACAAUGGCCUGAAACUGGUAAUUUAAUUGAUCUAAAUUCUGAUGGUGCAACAUCAUUAACAAUAUCAUCAGAUCAACCAGAACAUAAUUAUGUUAAUGAUACUAUUAUAAAUUCAACAAGAGAUUGUAAAAGAGAAACAUCAACAUUAUUUGAUGCAUUUGAUAUGCAACCAUUUAGUACAGCAAUAUCAGAAAUGAAUAAAUUAAGUCCAAAAUCACAAAAACAACAAUUAAAACAUGAAGUGUGGUAUCAUGGUAGUGUUAGUAGAUCUGAGGCUGAAUCAAUGCUAACAAAAGAUGGUGAAUUUUUAGUUAGAGAAUCACAAGGUACACCUGGACAAUAUGUUCUUACUGGUAUGAAUAAUGGAAUACCAAAACAUUUAUUAUUAAUUGAUCCAGAAGGAGUGGUACGCACAAAAGAUCGUAUAUUUGAUAGUGUCAGUCACUUGGUUAAUCAUCAUUGUGACAAUGCGUUACCUAUUAUAUCUGCUGAUAGUGCACUUGUUCUAAGAUAUCCAGUACUCAGACGUACAGACUACUAAAUAUUAAUAAUAAUUAACUGCUGCCAAUUGAGUAGCCAAAUAAUUAUUCAAAAUUUACUUAAAAAAUGUAAGAGAAAUUAAUUUAUAUAACAAACUUUUUUUUUCUAAUAAUUUACAGUGCCACGUUAAUUUUAAUAACAAAAAAAUUUCCAUGAAAAAAUAAUUUUAUCAUAAUUUAAAAAAAAAAAAACAACAAACAAUUGUAAAUUUUUGAUGAUAAAUUAGGCAUACAUUUUAUAAUUUUUAUUUUUAUAAAUGUAUUUUUAUUGAAUAUGCUAGUUUCUAUUUUUUUUUUUUAAUUUUUUCUAGCAUUUUUAAUUGUCUAGCAUUGAAUCAUGGGUAUUAUUAUUAUUAAAAUAAUUUUUUUAUAUUUGCGUGAAUCAUGGGAUGAGAGAUAAAAUAAUAAUGAGCUUCCAUAACGUAAAAAUACAAAAGCAAAAAAAAAAAAAGCCAAGUUAAUUAAAAAUCUAAUAGUAUUAAUUAGAUUGAAAAAAAAUUUUAAAUAAUAAUAUUAAAAACUAUAUAGGUUUAUAAUAAAAAAAGAAAAAGAAAAAAAAGUUAAUAACAAAGGGUGUUUGUAAUAUAUAUUAUUGCAUGAAAUGCAUUUUAACAAAUUUUUUUUAUAUUUUUCAUACAAUUUCGUAGUAUCCUCAUUGAGUAUCAUAAUAAAUUAAUAAUAAUAAUAAUUUGUGGCUCGACAUGAUUGUCCCAAAAUGAUUCAGGCAUUUGAAUAAUAUUUAAUAUUUAAUUUUAAAAAUUACAUUAAGUAUUUAUUCGAUUUUUAAUUUAUAAUUAUUUUUUAAAAUUGAUGUUUAUUAGUUUUUCUUAAUUGUAAUUGAUCGAGUCAUAAAAUUUUACACAUAAAAUAAUAAUAAUAAUAACAAUAAAAUAUUUUAAUUCGUAUGGAUUUUAAAGAGUUUAUUUAUUUAUUUAUUUUUUAAUUUUUUAAACAUCAAUAUCAUCAAGAGAAAUUUUUUUUUGCCGUUCGAAAUUGCUUGAUAAACGAGUACGUCCAACCUGUUUGUAAAAAAAAAAAAUUAAAAUAUUGUUUAAAAGAUUAA